ACCAGUCGGUUGUUUAUGGCUGCUGCAGUGGAAAGUUCGCAUACUCCCACUAGUCAAGCUACAACUCCUCUCGUUCAUAUAAAAUGCAAGCCUCAUGACAGCUCAGUACAUAGUUUAAAGGAUAAACAGCUACCGUGGAGAAGUGUUGCCUGUUAUACGUCGGCCAUUUAUUCCAGCAUAAAGCCAGCAGCAAGAAAGAGUGAGCAGGAACCAUUACAACGAGCUACGCCUUUAUCUUCCUCUACAGCAGCAAUGAGUUCGUAUCGCAUCAAUCAUCGUCGUGUUUCAUCUCUCCCUCCGACUCCAGACCUGAGCAGGGACAAUAGCGAAGACGAUGAUAGCGAAUUAAGCAUGGAUGUGAUGAUGCUUGGACACGAAGAGGAGAUGAAUACCAGUCUAGCAGACGAAUCAAACGUCUUCAGUGGAGCAUACACAGCCACUCCUAUCAACGUAACGGCUGCAAAGACAAAUGAGGUUUCUUUUUUCAUUGACGUUGGUGAGCUACUCCAUUCUCCUUCAACUAAUCGUCGCUCUGUCUCUGUCUUUCAAUUUGACGAUUUUGAGGAAUCACGACAAGAAGACUACAAGAACACCGAGUCUUCUCACAGUGAAGAAGGAAACAUUUCAAUAUUGGGCAAGAUGCACAAUGCCUCAUCAUCAAGCACUGAAUCACUAAGAGAAGAUCAAAGGACUUGGGUACUCAACGAGCUCCUCCAAACGGAGCGUCGCUACGUUGCAUCACUCGAGCUCAUUCUCUCGGUUUUUCUCUCAAGCGUUGAGAAGAUCAUAGCACCGCGUGACCUCCGCCUCUUGUUCCCAUGUCAAUUGGAACCACUCAUACUGCUUCAUCGGGACCUCCUCUCUCGGCUAACAGAGAGGAUCGAGGCAUCCUCAAGAUGGCAGGGAGUCGUAGGGGAUGUUUUUGGACGCAUCUGCACAGAUCAAGAGGGAGAGUUUGUGGCUCUAUACAGUGCAUACAUGAAUGAGUUCAAAAUUGCACUCCAGACUUUGGUGCACUACGAAAAAACUUCGCAACUCUUUUGCAAGACAAUUAGCGAUUGCAGUCAGAGGCCUGAAUGUGAGGGUCUAAGCUUGGCAUCAUUUCUCCUCACCCCAAUCCAGAGGCUACCACGCUAUGAGCUGCUAUUGAAGUCCUUAUUGAAGCACACCUCACAGGAUCAUCCUGACUGCUAUUAUAUUGAGUCAGCACUGAAUGCACUUCACUCAAACCUAGUACUACUAGACCAUUCAAUACAAGUUUGUCAGCUAGCAAGUUCAAUAAGAAAAGAUGACAAUAGAGGCAAAAGAGGUAACAAGAAGACAAAAAGAAAGCCACCAAGACGCUACCACUCGCUCCGUUUCACUGAGAAAAUCCGACGUCACUUCUCCCAGACAAACAUCGAUGACCUCACGUCUCCCUCUCACUCGCCUCCUCUACAGGAGAGGGUAUACCAGUCAAGAGGGAACUCCGUUCUAGGGAAAAGCAGCCAUCUUGCUCGCUCCGUAGCAAAUCUUCUAGAAGAGAAAGAUAAACAUAAGGAUGAGAAUAAAGUCAAUAAUAGCUACCUAAAUAGAGCCAUUAGCUUCUCUGAUGUACUCUUGCUUGGGUCUGAUGAUAAAGUGCUAGAGGAACAACCCACGUCAUCAAAUAAGACACUGAUGUCCCAUUCACCGUCUCUCAUCAGUCACGACGACUCGAUAGAAGAGGAGGAAGCAAGAGAGGGAGAGGAGGAGAGAGAGGAAGCACCAAGGAAUAUGAUUCUAAACACUCAAAGAGCAUCGAUAUAUUCAUCAAACUCAAGCACAUCAGGAUUCGAUUCAAUAGCAGGUGAUUAUAGUUACGGUCAAGAUGACUCUGGCACACUCAAACACACAUACCCCACUGCGCCUGCCCUUAGCUCGUACGGGAAUGUCUCAACACUUAAACCAUUACAAUCCUUGAACAGCACUGAUAGUGGGUACAGGGACGACAAUAAACACCACCAGCCUCCUCCUCCUCCUCCUCCUUCUGCUCCAAUGACCUCCAGUUCCUCAGUCUCUGCUCCUUCCUCUGAAAAAACUAAGACCAAGCUAAAAAAGAAAACUAGUUUCUCGGCUGCUUUGAAGGUACUCAAGAGAGCAACAAGCAAAGACAUAACACCCUCGUCAUCACCUAAACCCAAGAGAUCGCAAAGCAUGGGCCACUUAAAUAAGAUAGAAAUCGGAGAGCCGACAGAUUUCAGACACAUUGAACACAAAAUAGGCAACAAGCACAUCUCUGUAGUUCUAUGAGGAAUGACUACUGGACAAGCAAUCACAUUCCAACUGACUGGUUUAUCAACACUCCAAUACUUCACUUUAUGAUACAUAAUUAUUGUUACUGUAUUACUGUACUAUAUAUAUAAGUCUAUGAUCAUUCACUAUAAUCACACUCUACUAUUACUGUUUUUCUGUUUUCCUCUCUCUCUCUCUCUCUCAUUGUAUUAACAAUCAUUGUCAGGUGACACAUAUCAUCAAUAACAAUACACACGCACAAACAACAUUAACUGUAUGAGAUUCUUUAUGUAAAGUAUACCAUAACAAGAUAGCUCUGAUGUUUUUUAAAGAAAAUGACAGUUGUAUUAUUAAUAUUA
Molecule: messenger RNA, 2612 nt
Organism: Amphimedon queenslandica
Lineage: Eukaryota; Metazoa; Porifera; Demospongiae; Haplosclerida; Niphatidae
Exons: 12
Coding region: 16-2271 (751 amino acids)
Cellular component (GO): cytoplasm
Molecular function (GO): guanyl-nucleotide exchange factor activity
Source: RefSeq, a predicted model, not a curated record